AUGCCCGAGAAGAGUGUGCGCACGUUCAAGGACGUGAGGGGGUGUGACGAGGCGAAGGCGGAGCUGGAGGAGAUCGUGGAGUAUCUGCGCGCCCCCGACCGCUUCACCCGCCUCGGUGGCAAGCUGCCUAAGGUGAGAGGGGAAGGGGAGCACUCAGCUGAAGGUGCGAGUGAGGGGGGCACGCUGCUGAAGGGGGUGCUGCUGAUCGGCCCACCAGGCACGGGCAAGACGCUGCUCGCCAAGGCCAUAGCGGGCGAGGCGGGGGUGCCCUUCUUCUACCGCGCCGGCUCCGAGUUCGAAGAGAUGUUUGUGGGAGUGGGGGCGCGGAGGGUGCGCACGCUGUUUCAAGCGGCGAAGAAGAAGGCGCCGUGCAUCGUGUUCAUAGAUGAGAUUGACGCGGUGGGGGGCAGUCGCAAGCAGUGGGAGGGGCACAGCAAGAAGACGCUCAACCAGCUGCUCGUCGAGAUGGACGGCUUCGAACCCAACGAGGGCAUCAUAGUGAUGGCGGCCACCAACGUACCGGACAUGCUCGACCCCGCCCUCACCCGCCCCGGCCGCUUCGACCGCCACGUGGUGGUGCAGGCACCGGACGUGAGGGGGAGGAGGGAGAUCCUGGAGCUGUAUUUGGAGGGCAAGCCGCUGCACGCUGAUGUUGAUGUCGCCAUGCUCGCCAAGGGCACUCCCGGCUUCAGCGGGGCAGGUGGGCCGUGGGGCGGGUGGGCCGUGGGGCAGGUGGGCUGUGGAGAAGACCUGGCGAAUCUGGUGAACAUGGCGGCGGUGAAGGCGGCGCUGGACGGCGUGGCGGCGGUGGGCCGCGACCAGCUCGAGUUCGCCAAAGACAAGAUCCUCAUGGGGGCUGAGCGCCGCUCCCUCGUGCUCUCCCAGGCCUGCCGUAAGAACACGGCAUACCACGAGAGUGGGCAUGCGCUGGUGGCGCUGCACACGGCGCACGCGCUGCCCAUCCACAAGGCCACCAUCAUGCCAAGGGGGGCGGCGCUGGGCAUGGUCACGCAGAUGCCAGAUGACGACUUUGAGACGAGCCGCACGCGUGCGCAGAUGCUGGCGCGGCUGGACGUGUGCAUGGGGGGGCGCGUGGCGGAGGAGGUGGUGUUCGGCGCGCAGCACGUCACCAGCGGGGCGCGGGACGACCUGAGGCAGGCCACGCGGCUGGCGCGGCAGAUGGUGCGCGAGUGCGGCAUGAGCGACAAGCUGGGGCCCGUCUUCAUUGACAGCGACGGCGCAGGGGAGGGGCGCGUGAGCGGCGAGUUGCUGCGCGUGGCAGAUGCUGAGGUGGCACGGCUGCUCAGAGAGGCGUACGCACGCGUCACCACCCUCCUCAAGCAGCACGAGCAGCAGCUGCAUGUGCUGGCAGCAGCGCUGUUGGAGCGCGAGACAAUGACAGCAGAGGACAUCAAGAAGCUCCUCGCCUCCCCUGCCACUACCCUCUCCCCUGCCGCCGCUGCUACUAAUGCCGAUGAUCUUUCCAGGCCACUCACCCCAGCAGACCUCCAAGCACUCCCAGCAGCACCUGCUGCUUUCACCGCUGCCUCACCUCCCUCUCACGACUCUGCUGCAACCCUGCCUGACUUGGCCUCCCCUGCUGCAUGCUGA
Molecule: messenger RNA, 1611 nt
Organism: Closterium sp. NIES-65
Lineage: Eukaryota; Viridiplantae; Streptophyta; Zygnematophyceae; Desmidiales; Closteriaceae
Source: the annotation of a GenBank genome assembly